Molecule: messenger RNA, 3208 nt
Organism: Pogona vitticeps (central bearded dragon)
Lineage: Eukaryota; Metazoa; Chordata; Lepidosauria; Squamata; Agamidae
Source: RefSeq, a predicted model, not a curated record
AGAAUUGAUGCCAAGAACUCUUGAUGGGCAGAUCACUAUGGAGAAAACUCCCAGCUACUUUGUCACCAAGGAGGCGCCGGCUCGUAUCUCCGCCAUGUCGAAGGACACCAAGCUCAUUGUGGUGGUGAGAGACCCAGUCACCAGAGCCAUUUCGGACUACACCCAAACUCUGUCCAAGAAGCCAGACAUCCCCACCUUUGAGAGCCUGACCUUCAAAAACAGGACUACGGGCCUAAUCGAUACCUCCUGGAGUGCCAUCCAGAUUGGCAUCUACGCCAAGCACCUGGAGAACUGGCUCCUCUAUUUCCCCAUUGGGCAGAUCCUCUUUGUCAGCGGAGAGAGGCUCAUCAGCGAUCCCGCCGGGGAGCUGGGCCGAGUCCAGGACUUUCUGGGACUCAAGCGGAUCAUCACCGACAAACAUUUCUACUUCAACAAGACCAAGGGCUUCCCGUGCCUGAAGAAGGCGGAAGGGAGCAGCAAGCCCCACUGCCUGGGCAAAACAAAAGGGCGGACCCACCCCAGUAUAGACCAGAAGGUGGUGCAGCGGCUGCGCGAGUUCUACAGGCCCUUCAACAUGAAGUUCUACCAGAUGACUGGGCAUGACUUUGGCUGGGAUUGAUGGUUGAUAUGGAAGCACUUGCCAGAGUUAACCCAGCCAUUCAGCUUACUUCUCCCUAUAUCUGUAGAUAGGUCUAUAUGUAAAAUGUACAGAAAUCUAUUUUAUAAUAAUUUAUUUUUAAUUCCUAAGCAAUUAAUUCACUAAGCUGCCUAACCACACUGUAGCCCAUAGCUGUAUUUUUAUUUUUAAAACAUUCCACAGUGUUGAUUAUUGCUAUACUCAUACUGUUUUGUUUCCUGGUUCAGUUUGUGCUGGAAAGUGCUUCCGGGUAAUUUCUCAAAUGAAUUUUUUUUUAAUCAUAAAGGAGGAAAAAGGCAGGUGAAUAUGGAAUAAUGAGAAAAGCACAAUAUAUAUAUAUAUAUUUCCUUUCCAAUACGGGUACUAGACAUGUUGAAACGCUUCUGUGCAGGGCCCUUCCAGUAGCAUCUUCUGUCUCUUCUUAGGCCAAAUCCACUUGCAAUUGAGUUCUUUGUUGCAAAGGGCUUUGUGGAACUCAAGCCUUGAGGCCUAGCUGAAACAGCUGCCUUUACCGGUGGGUCUGGCACACACUGCAGAAGAGACGCCAUUCUCCAGCCAUAUCGCUGCUGCCACAGCCACCAAUGCCUGUUUGCAGAGAUGUCUGCUUUCCUGUACUGAGCUCUCUCUUCCUGUUGAGCAGGGACCCACCUGUAGCCUUCUAGGUGGUUUCGGGCAGCCACUCCUUCAACUCUUGCCAUACCAUACAAUGACGAGGGAUGAUGGAAGUUGUCGCUGAACAACAUCCGGAAAGCUGUACGUUGCCAUCCCUGUUACAGAGUCUUUGCUACAGUAUGUGGGUUUAUUGCCUGAAUGUCUAUGAUUUCCUCUUAUCUCUUCUCCUUUUAAAGCGGAUUUCCUGGGCUGAGAACUAUGCAUAUUUUAUCCAGCUUUAACUAUUUCCUGCUGAAAAAAAUGUGAAGAGAUUAAUUGGGACAGUUAUAAUGACACACACAUUUAGCUCUCAUCGUUUUGAGCUUGAUUUUCAGAUUACGCUCUUGGGAGAAAACAGUGCAGUCUGAAUUUGUGUAGUGAACCCUUCUGCUCCCUGCAACUCCCACGAUCACGGAUAACCACUCACGCACAGGGCACCUUGCCACAUGGAGCAUCCUUUUGUCUCAAAUUUAAAGCCCUCAAGCACUGUGUUCUGAACUGGCUAUUGGUGCAGAGAUGAGAGGAGUUUACUCAUCGCAUGGUACAGAUCAGGUGUGUUUAUAUAUAUUUUGUGUGUAAAUCCCCUUGAUGGGACCCCCUGCAAUGUCCAGAUAUUGUUGCCUGUCUGAACCUCACCAAGGAAUUCCACAGACCCUCCAGAAGAUGACCAAGCACUGUCCUAGAGCGCAUGGAAUGCAACAUUGCCUCGAAGUCUGGCAUGCCAAACUGGACAACCUCAGGUGCAUUGUCCCCAAUGGAGAUACUUCCAUAUCUUGUUAAUCCUGGGGGAGCUGCAGCAGCACAGUUCCCAUGCCAUUAUGCAUCAAAACUUCGGACGCCAUCUGUAAAAGAGGCAUGGCAAGUGAAAACAUGCAUGUGUAUCAAUAGGUGUGUGUACACACACACACACAUGCAUUUACAGAAUCAGCCCCAAAGGUUGUAGGCUUUCCUGUAACUAUCAGCCUCUGCUUCAACCAUCCUUGGGAUGAUUGCCAGAUCAGUUCCCUGUAAAACAAGGCUCUGAGCAAAGAGCAGUUUGAACCACACUUUCUCCAACAGACUCAUGUGCAACAUGUGAAAUUAAGCCUCUUUUCUUUCUUAUCCCCACCCCCCACCCCCUUUGACACUCUGACCUACUUAUUUAAUGACCGUGUUGCUUUCUGGCUUUAUCAAACCAUGCCACGUCCUUGAGAAGGGUGUGUUGAUUUUCCAUUUCAGCCUUUUUGUUUUAAUGCCCUCCCCACCAACUUCUGCCCCGCUCAGAAUUCCCGAGAAGCUUAAUUGCUUGUUGGACUGCAGAAUUUGGUGCUGGGACGUGUGCAUUUGCUCUGCACAGGUUUCGUUUCUGAUGCCUUCCUCAGCUGCACAAAUCAGGACUGCGAAAUAGUUCCUGUAUCUACAGACCCUGUGAUAAGACGGUUGAGUUCAAUGAUGCUCUUAAUUCAGUGUUAAACAUUUUAAGCGAACUCUGCCUCAGCAGCCCCAUACAGUGGAAAUGUUGGGAAACUGGUUAAUUUAAAAGGCCUUACCUAAACAUAAUGAUAGCCAUGAUGAGUACCAUGUCCUUUGGCACUGGGACUGCUAACCCUAAGCCUCAGUGCAAUGUUAUCACUGUUUUUGUUUGAUUUACAAGAAGGUACACAAUCAGAACUCAAUAGUGUGGUUAGAUUUUUUUUUUCAUAUCGUUCGUAACAUUAAUUUAUGGCUGAGUUCCAUUCAGCAGUGCAGUAUGUCCAGAUAUUAGCAAUAUUUUUUUGUGGUACACCUUAGAAUAGUAUACAUGUAAAGGAAAACAAAUGGCAAGCAAAAACUGUAAAUUAAGUAUUUUGUGGUAUGUACAACACAAAUUAAUUUUACACAGAGGUUUCUAGGAAAAAUGGGAUUCUGAUACAUACUAUUUCUUUGAAGAAAUAAAAUAUA